AUGCGGUGCUUUAUCGGUAAUAUGUCCAGGAUUACAAUGGAUAUUACAAGAGGAAGCCUAGAUGAAAUUUCAAGGCCAUCUUCUAGCUCAAGAAUUAAUCAUAGAAGCAAAGUUUUAAGUGCAUCCCUAGAGAUUUUAACACCAGAGGCAGGCAUUCCUAAGGUUGACUGUUCCCUUGAUCUUUGCCAUAAUCCCACAGAAGAUGAUUCAAAAGAAAAUGAUGAUGAACAUGAUGAAUAUGAAUUAAAAAAACCAAAUGCUUCAGGUGGAAUAUCUGAAGGAAAAAUGGACAGUACUUUGCAGCAGUUGAUACAGACUACAACUCAGGUGAAAGGGCCAGCAGAUUCUGAAGAUGACUGUGCAGAAAGCAAGGGUUCCAGUUGCAGCAAUGUUCCUCAGGAUGAACAAGCUGAAUUACAAACUGUUAACCUGGAAGACUCUAAAGAGAGCAAUGUAGACCGUCUCAUCCAACAAGCCAUAGAGAAGAUGAAAAGGUUAGACCAGAUAUUGGCAAGCAAACUGUCUCACGAAAAGGCAAUUAAAAAACAAGGGAAAGAGAUGAGAACAAAACUGUGGGAAGAACUUCAGUCCAUGACAUUUCGAAGUUCCUCAGUGAAUGCUGAAGAGGUUGAAAACACCAACAGGUUUUUAGCUUUGGCCUCUGAAACAUCUGAGCCUGCUCCUAUUGAUGAAGAUGAAAUGUUUAUUGGUGUAUUUCAUACACAGAUUAAUUCAGAAAAUUAUGAAUACAGAGGAAGACCAGUCAAGCAAGGUUGUUUAAAUGCAGAGAGAACAAGAAGCUCAAUAAAUAAAACAGAAAAUGUGCAUCAGAAAACUGAAACAAGUUCUAAAAAACCUCGUAAUUUUAUUAAAAAGAACAUAGAGUUGGUUAAGGAGUUUGGGAACCAAGUGGUUAUGCUGGAGGAAGAGAAGAAGAGGCUAUCAGAAUUACUGAAAGAUACUGAAGAUGAGAACAGGGAAAUUAUGCAAGUUAUUGAGGGAGAAGCAACUGGAUGGUUAGUACCAGGUGAAGGGUACACUCCUGAACCAAUGGAAUAUCAUUAUCUCACAGAACUCGAGGCUAAACUCAAAGUAAUAAUCUCGGAUGGAGAUUUUUCUGCUAUUCAAAGCUCCCUUUCUAAAGUCCCCAAUCUGAUUUAUCAGGAGUCUCUGGCUUAUGCGAAUAGAAAGCUGGAAACUGUUCCAGGUGAAAAGGUUUUAAGAGACACAAAAGAUGGGCGUAAUCAGCAAAACCGGCUCAAAGAGAUUGAUCAGCAGCUGAAAAACCUGGAGAGGAUUCUCGAUGUACAGCCUACUGUCUCAAAAGAGCAGCUUAAUGCUCUUCUGGAAGAAUAUAUGCAGUCUCAAAGAACAAUAACCAGACUUGCCCCGCCAACAUCUGAGGGAACAUUUUUUGAUGGAAGGAGCCCUGGUUUUGAUCAGUCUGAAAACUCUACUCAAGACCCCAGGAAUGGCCCAUUAGAUGACACUCAUGAUGUGGGAAUGUUGGGAAAGCAAGAAUUGGUUGAAACUAUGGAUAAAAAUAAUGGUUCUAAGGAAACAAUAGAAACCGCUAACUGUAAUGACAGCAAGGCAUUGGUUGAGUCUCACUUGUCAGAGGAACCUAUGACUGAGAAAAAGGAAAAUGAUGACCAAGUAGUCCAGCAGGAGAUGCUGUGUACUAGUAAUUCUGCAGGGUACUUCAUGUCAAUAGCCCUCAGCACAGACAAGCCGAAAAAGCCCUCUUUUCUUGAUGAAUCUUUUUAUUGUACCAGCAUGAACAAUGAGUUAUCCACAGAUGUCAACAUUCCUAACAUACCAUUGAAAACCAGAGGAGGUGAGGUUCUUAAUAAACCUGUGGAAUAAGCUUUUGAUUAUGAUUUUAAAAACCGAAGCGGGCUCUCGCCAAAGGUAUGUACUAACGUAUUAUGAUUACACUGGUAGGGCAAAAAGUUCUUUCAUAAGGCAUAAAACUAUGCCAGAAAUAACACAAAAAUUCAAAAUGUUUCUGACAUUCUUGAACUGACAUAAAUAGCUGAGAGAUUAGUUCUCUUAGGAAAAGCACUAAAAUAAUGAUUUAUUAUGUCUGCCAACACUAAAGUUGGAUAUACAUAUAAAUUAUCUCUUUAACAAUAGGCAAACAAUG
This is a messenger RNA of Euleptes europaea (tarantolino), 2146 nucleotides long. It is a transcript of the gene FSIP1, whose product is annotated as fibrous sheath interacting protein 1. Lineage: Eukaryota; Metazoa; Chordata; Lepidosauria; Squamata; Sphaerodactylidae. The coding region runs from base 1 to 1866 and encodes 621 amino acids. The record is from RefSeq and is a predicted model, not a curated record. The transcript has 12 exons.